UUGCAGGUGGAGGUGUGGGAGAGGAGAAAUGGCGCAGGCGAUCCAUGAGGCCAUCGAGGCAGCAGCAGCUGCAGAUGAGUCUCUUUGGCAGGAUGAAGUUGAGGAAGAAUAUGAUGAUGAAGAGGUAAGAGCGCCGCCUUCUGAUCGGACGGAACCACGAGAUAGUGUGUUGCGUUUUGACUCUAUUGAAAGCUGGGACGCCAGUUUUGAAGAUGGGGAAGACGAUAUCACUCCUGAUGAUAAUGUGGUUGAUUAUGCUCCGUGUGGACCCAGCUACGGAUUGGAAACUUACACUGAGCGAAUACCGGUAGUAAAUCUGUUAGCUGAUGAAGAGGCUAGAACUGCAGACGUGGUCACCAUGACUAUGCUACAGGCGGGCAGCCAUGCCAGAAGCAUUGGGACGCAGAGCGCAAAUGUGGCGAUGGCUCUGGGGGAAACGAUGUUGCUCAGGGCAGAAGUUGAAGUGGCAGCGUUUUUGCUGCUGUCAGAAGACGGCAUGAUAGCUGGACCGGAAGAUAAAGUGCAAAUUGCAUCCAUCGCUCUGUCCGAUUGGUAUCCGCAUGAUUGGUUCGACUGGUUUCGUGUGCCAGUUCCGGCUUGCGCCGCGGCUAAUCACGGGGAGUUAUCUGCUCUCGCUUAUGCUUUGAUGAAGGACAGCUUCAGAUAUAUCAUGCCUGAUGGGCGGCCAAGCGUGCGUGACAGGUUUCGAUAUCCCGGUGGUGUGGACAGGUUGGUUUUUGUCUACAUGAAUGAUGGGCCUGAGCCUAUUCAGUAUGGUGGCGAAUUUCUGACAGCUGAUGGCAUUCGUGCGUUGAUACGGCGUCUACAUCGUAGGGGUUGGGGAUAUUAUUUGCUUGAGCGUUUUCAGGGAGGGAUGCGGUUGAAUUUCGCUUAUCUGCCUCCCGAGCCAAUUCCACGUGAUGCGGACAAUUGUACCGUGAUAGCUCGGGGCUUCAGAGAGGAGUUCAAAUGGUUUGGCGAGGGCGAAGCGUUGGUCGAUUAUGCUGCCAAUUUUGAUGAUUUGCCUGGAAAGGCAGCCUUGGCGGGCAGCGCACGUGGCAGAAGCGGUGUCGUCGCGGCGAAAUUGGCAGACCCGUAUUUCCGAAUAAGACUGGGUAGUGAAGGCUUUUCAUGUCCAACUGGACCAAAGCGCGUUGCCUGGCGAUGGGCCAAAGUGCUAAUGCGAUAUGUGAAGCGCAAUAGCACUGAAUUUGUCGAACCGCACCGCCCGGGUGGGUUCCUGGGUGCCGACGUGUUGGUGUCAGAUUUUCCUGCACCUACUCGUCUUCGCGUUGCAAGGUAUGAUGAGUAUGAUGAGUAUGAUGAGUAUGAUGAGGCUGCUGUUGUCGCGGAGCGUCGUAUGUAUGAGUAUGAUGGAUAUGGUGUGGGCGACCUGAUUGAAGUUGACGUGAGCAAUCGGGGAUUGUAUGCUGAAGUGAGUCUAACUACGACAAAAGGUCGUCUGGUUGUGCGAGUGGAGAGGGAUAGGCGGCCCAAGUGGGCAGGUCUCUUUGCUGGCGAGGGGAAUGGGGCGAUUCCAGCCCUUCAAGCACAGAGAGGUGUGCACCCAUUGUAUUAUGCGGCGGGACCGGAUUGGCUCAAGCGGGGCAUGAAGGCCGCUUUUCGCGGUGAGCAUUUUGAAUGGAACGUCUGCAUGGCCGACGUCGGGAUAAAUGCUAACAUGGCGGGUAAAAAAAUGAGCAGUAGAUGCUCAGCGUUGGAAUAUUGGCAUGGUACAUCGUGGAAGCAGGCCAGUGGUAUUUUGCCAGUCUUGCGCAAGGGCCAUUUCUUGACUGCACAAUUUGAGUGCUACGAGGUUGGAGUGCAUACCCGGUUCGAUAAUGGCGAACCAUAUAGAGGACUGGGUUAUUCUGGACGUUGGGCGGCUGACGCGAGCGCAGGUGUAAUUUUCACAUCGGUUGGUGAUGGAGAGGGGCGACGUGCCGCAGAUGCUUUCUUGGUUGAUUGGUACGGUCGUGGGUAUACUGCACAGGUGGGCAAGGAUUUGUCACCUGCAGGUGGUUGGAGCAUGUUCAAAGUUGGCACUCGUGCGCCAGGUACUACGGGUGCUGCUUAAUUUGGAACGGAUAUAUAUGCUCCGACGAAUGUUCCUUUUGGUAUCGAAUGGUCUGCGGAUGAUGAGAAUGAACCGUUGACGAUCUA
Messenger RNA from Chara braunii, 2163 nucleotides. The record is from the annotation of a GenBank genome assembly. Lineage: Eukaryota; Viridiplantae; Streptophyta; Charophyceae; Charales; Characeae.